UAUUAACAUACUAAUUAUUCAAUAAAUUACAAAAAUAAUGGAGCAGACAAGGACUGCGACCGCGGCAAGCUCAAUCACAACCCUCGAUCUACGGCUCGCCUCUGGCUCUUCCUCUUCCCCAAGGGGGAAAUGGAUAAUUCGCGAGAAGCGGUUUCAAUUGGAUCGUAAUCGUGUUCUUAUCCCCACAAAUCCCAUCGGAGUUCACAAUUCAGAUUUGAUAAUGACGGCUACCGUCGACCCCGACAAUGAUGAAGCACAAGGCAGAUGAUAAGCCAUUUCAUCUAAUCUCCGUCGUCGGGAAAUCUCUCAUUCUCUCGUUCAUCCUGUCCUUCCUCUACAUCGGCCUCUACGUCGCCUUCUACGACCCAAGAGCGGCGGCAUCACCCCCAUCGUUGCCUUGUACCGCCUCCUCUCCUCCAUCGCCCGCAACGCUGCUACCACUGCCGACCACCGCUGGGACCCUAAUAAUUCCCCGACCAACCUCUCCCACAUUCUCUUCGCCCUCAGUGGUCCCUGAACCGCACUCGCGGCUUCGUGUGGCUGGAGGACGUCCAAAGUCCCGAUGCCUCCCCCCGCUCUGAACUCUUCCCUAACCCACUUCUCCUACCCCGAAUGGAUGUGGUUCGGGUUCUCUAGCUCCACACCCGCCGGAUGGGUGACGAAGGCACCGUCUUCUUAUCGGAUAAUCUGGUCGCCCUGCUGUCGAACUACUACCACAAGUCCACAACGAGAUGUUGUAUAUCGGGGGGAACUCCAAGAGCGUGGAGCAGGCGAUGAUAGACCGAUAAUUAAAUUUUUUAAUUUAU
This is a messenger RNA of Linum trigynum, 806 nucleotides long. The record is from the annotation of a GenBank genome assembly. NCBI's taxonomy places the organism in Eukaryota, Viridiplantae, Streptophyta, Magnoliopsida, Malpighiales, Linaceae.